Molecule: messenger RNA, 964 nt
Organism: Polyodon spathula (Mississippi paddlefish)
Lineage: Eukaryota; Metazoa; Chordata; Actinopteri; Acipenseriformes; Polyodontidae
Product: regulatory-associated protein of mTOR-like
Exons: 4
Coding region: 533-964 (143 amino acids)
Biological process (GO): positive regulation of protein serine/threonine kinase activity; TORC1 signaling; cellular response to amino acid stimulus
Cellular component (GO): cytoplasm; TORC1 complex
Molecular function (GO): protein-macromolecule adaptor activity
Source: RefSeq, a predicted model, not a curated record
GCUGGGUGAACGUUGCGUUUAAACUAAGUGCGUCCCCUUUUUUCCUGCUUGAGCAAGCACUCUUUUCAGAGGUUGUGUCCGGGGGUGCAUGGCUGCUGACACGGUGUGUAGCUCCACAAGAUCGGCGAAUCCCAGCCAUACUGACUGAACAAAAAGUUUUGCGUAUGAAAAGUUUGAGGGUGUUUACUGCAGUGUAACCCGCUCAGGUGACAUUUGUCAUCCCGUUUUUACCUAGACAGAAAAAGACUUGUGGUGGGAAAUUUAAGCGAUGAGACUUUACAUACAAAAACAAGUAAAAUAAAUACAAACGUUACUCCUUGAUCCUGACUAACUUACCUAAUGUAGCUGCCACGGUAAACCAGUCAUUUGCGUCUGUUAUACUACUUACUAUAUCAAUGAUCAAAAAACAAUUGCAAAAAUGUAUUUCUGUGGAUUAAUGUAAUAUAUGCGUAGGUUUAUAUAGAUAUCUGUGGCGAUAUAAAAUAGUAUAUUCUUUAGUUGAAAUUUGCGAACUCAAGCACCUCCAGUGAGGAUGGACUCGGAUCUGCUUCACUCCCCGGCUCUGGGUGUUGGCGGGGGGGAGGAGGAAGAGUCGGACAUGACUGACUGGACCCUGCCUCUAACCUUCAUGAAGAAGCGGCACAGUGAGAAGAUCGAGGGAUCCAAGGCAGUGGCACAGAGCUGGAGAAUGAAGGACCGGAUGAAGACGGUGAGUGUGGCGCUGGUCCUAUGCCUAAAUGUGGGGGUCGACCCCCCUGACGUGGUGAAGACCUCCCCCUGUGCGCGGCUGGAGUGCUGGAUCGACCCGCUGUCCAUGAGCCCACAGAAGGCGCUGGAGUCGAUAGGAGCCAAUCUGCAGAAGCAGUACGAGAACUGGCAGCCACGGAGUGGCGUGUCUCCAAAACCUGAAGAAACUGCUGGCAUACCAAGAAUUCCAGAGCGGCUGGGCACCCUGCCUUUGUGA